GCCGAGGAAUCUUCUGUCAUAGCCGAGGCGGAGUUUUCUGUCGUUCUCUAUCUGGCCUGGUGUGCGAGAUUGGAUACGAUAACGCCUGCCCUUGUUGAUUUCCAGAUUGGGACUUGCUUGCAGCAGCAGCAGCAGAGAUUGUGAUCUAGUGGUGGGGAGAGGUUGUGGGGAUGGCGGCGAUGGCGGCGAUGGCGGCGUUUGCGGCGACAGCGGGAGCGCCGAAGCCGACGCCGGCGCCGGCGCUCGUCGCCUAUUCCGCGCGCGGAGUCGGCGGAGAAGGAGCCAGCUCUGUAAGCGCUCCGGUGGCGCUAAUUGCGCGUAAGCCUGGCGCGCUAUCGGUGGCGCGUUACGAAGGCUCCGCCUGCAGCCUUUGCAGCAGCAGCAAAUCCAGCUCGUUUUUGGGCGGGAGCGCGGUUUUUCUUCCCAAUAAGGACAAAUCCAAAUCCAAAUCCUCCUCCUUGUCUUUCACGCCCCCCUCCUCCUCCUCCUCCUCCUCCUCCUUGUCCUCCUCCUCCUUUUCGUCCAUCCCUCGCGCUGCAGCGCAGCCACAGUCUCUUAUCCCCGCCGAGUCAUCUACUCCUUCCUCCUCCUCUGUCCUCGACAAACCAGAAGCGGAGGACGACGUCAUCCAGCAAUUUCUCAAGAAGGAUUACAAAUGGGGUUUUGUUACGGAUAUCGAAUCUGACUCGAUUCCAAAGGGACUGUCCGAAGAGACAGUGCGGGUGAUCUCCGCCAAGAAGAAGGAGCCGCAAUGGAUGCUGGAGUUUCGUCUCAACGCCUAUCGGCAGUGGUUGAAGAUGAGGGAACCCACGUGGUCAGACAACCGGUACCCUCCGAUCGACUUACAGAACGUGUGCUAUUACUCCGAGCCAAGGCAGAAGGAGAAGAAGGCGAGUCUGGACGAGGUGGAUCCGGAGUUGCUGCGGACGUUCGAGAAGCUAGGGAUCCCGUUGGGAGAGCAGAAGAGGCUUGCCAACGUGGCAGUCGAUGCGGUGUUUGACAGUGUGUCCAUAGCCACGACCUUCAGGGAGGAGCUGGCCAAAGCGGGGGUGAUCUUCUGCUCCAUCUCCGAGGCUGUGCGAGAAUACCCCGAGUUGAUCAAGAAGUAUCUUGGAAGAGUCGUCCCCGUGGCCGACAACUACUACGCCGCGCUCAACGCCGCCGUCUUCAGCGACGGGUCCUUCUGCUAUAUCCCCGAGAACACCAUCUCUCCGAUGGAACUUUCGACGUACUUUCGCAUCAAUGCGAGCGAGACGGGGCAGUUUGAGAGGACGCUGAUUGUGGCGGAGAAGGGGAGCUACGUGUCGUACCUGGAGGGCUGUACGGCGCCAUCGUACGACAAGAACCAGCUUCACGCGGCGGUCGUCGAGCUUUACUGCGCCGAAGGGGCGGAGAUCAAGUACUCGACCGUACAGAAUUGGUACGCCGGGGAUGAGGAGGGCAAGGGGGGUAUUUACAAUUUCGUGACGAAGAGGGGGUUGUGUGAGGGGAAGGGUUCCAAGAUCUCCUGGACCCAAGUGGAGACGGGAAGUGCCAUCACGUGGAAGUACCCGAGUGUGGUGUUGAAAGGGGACAACUCUGUGGGGGAGUUUUACUCCGUCGCUUUGACCAACAACAGGCAGCAAGCCGACACGGGAACGAAGAUGAUCCACGUGGGCAAGAACACGCGCAGCCGCAUUGUGUCGAAGGGUAUUUCGGCGGGAAAGUCGGUUAAUUGCUACAGGGGGUUGGUGCAGGUGGGGCCGACGGCGCAUAACGCGAGGAAUUACUCGCAGUGUGACUCUAUGUUGAUUGGUGACACGGCAGGAGCCAACACCUAUCCGUACAUCCAGGUCAAAGAUCCGACGGCUAGGGUUGAACACGAGGCCAGCACAUCGAAGAUUGGAGAAGACCAGCUGUUCUAUUUCCAACAAAGAGGGAUCGAGAUGGAGAAGGCGGUCGGGAUGAUCAUCAGCGGAUUCUGCCGAGACGUCUUCAACGAACUCCCGCUCGAAUUCGCGGCCGAGGUUAAUCAACUCAUGAGCCUCAAGUUGGAGGGUAGUGUCGGCUGACUAAACUGUGUGUGUACCAUAAUACAGUACUAGUACAAGUACACAGUGUAGUAGUCGUGAAGAGUUUUUUUUUUCUUGAAUCCCUUCUUCACGUGCAGAGAUCGAGGUCUCUUUUCUCUCCGCAACUAGAGUGCCAGACAUGCGUAUGUAUAGCCUAUCAUCUUGCCGUGUUUUCGAUUAGAUCGAGCGUCUUUUUUUCUUCCUGAUCAGCGUGUCAGACGUACAUAUGUACGUCAUAUCUUGUUGCCGUUCAUCUCAGAGGAUUGCAUUCGGAUAGAUAGAGUUGGAAGUGGCACGUCAACGUAUUUGUUUGUCCGUAGAAACUUUGUCUAGCUGUUCGAUCGCUCUAUCAAAAGUCAUUUGUCCGUCAAUCAAUCGAUCAAUCAAUCAAUCGAUCAAUCAAUCAAUCGAUCAAUCAAUCAAUCAAUCAAUCAAUCAAUCGACCAGCCAAAUCAAUCAAUCAACCAGGCCAAUCAAUCAAUCAAUCGACCAGCCCAAUCAAUCAAUCGACCAACCCAACCAGUGACAUGAUCGAUCAACCAAGAAAACCAAUCGACAAACCAUCGAUCAGCAGCCAACCAACCACCAACCAACCAAUCAAUCAAUCAGUCAAAUGAAUCUUCCCAGAAAAACCGCCGCCUCGGGUCGUCAUCCAGACGGUCGCAAACUAACGUCGUCAUCAUUUGCGCUUCAGUCAGUAAAUCGACCGGUCACCCAGUACGUCUAUGUGACACACGCACGCCUGACGGUCAGCCAGCUACAACUGAGUAAUCAAUCACCGAUCGAUUGCAGCCCGCCACGUAUCUUAGUGGAUAUAUAUCGUCACAAACAGAACUGCCCGGUAAACCGUAGGCAGAGAGAGAGAAGAGGACAACAAACGAAUAUAAACAUAUAUAUAAACGUGUAGAGGCUGUCGGGCAUAUGCAGGUGAUCAACCGAUCGAUGGUCCUUCUCGUCUUCAUUUGACACGUGGUCACCCCUCUAGGACUGAUCUUUCCGCCAAUCAAUCAAGAAAGCAGCGGAAGCUGUAUAUCCUCAUUGUUCACAGUCCAGUUAUCUAGUCAAUUCACCGUGCAUGAUGGGAGGUUUUACUCUUCUCGUACUUAACUCGUGUUACUCGUGCGCACUGGUUCGUCUUCGGGUAAAUACGCGAUGGACUGAUAUCCUUCUUCCAACACUCUAUCAAUCUAUCAAUACCAAUCUACCAGUGAUGAGCGUGCUCAGCGGUCAUCAGCUCCUUACCGAGUGAAUUAAGUGACACCCAUCAUGCAAGCUUGUCGUACAACAACUAGUCAAAGGAGGAAUCAUAUUUCACAGGCAAUGAAAUGGGGAACUACCGGUAGCAACGCGUUAUCUUACAGGCAAUGAAAAGGGGAACUACCGGUUGCAACGCGUUCGACGUGUAGACCUCUCAACCGCUACCGGUCGGUUGGGCAAAAAGCUGUCAGCCAUGCUGCUUGCCGCGUGUCAUCGCACGAAGUGAGUGAGGUUGGUAUCGGGGCUCGCCGCACUACUUCACCAAAUGCACGAAAGACAAAAACGAUGGCGGUGCCAUUUUUCCAUGUUCUAGCGGAAGAUUCAUUCUCAUUUUGUACAUUUGAUGAGUAGUGCGGCGAGGCCCAUUAUUGAUGAACAAGAAAAUGAAAGUUCGACCGAAGUUUCGCGACGACACUUGUCACCAGCGCUUCGUGCACACGUCACCCACUCCCACUCCCAGUUCAUCGAUUGAUGAACGGACCAACCUAGAAACUCCAUCGAGUUUGGUCACUGCUCUGACCGAAGAAGUCAAAGUCAAAGUCAAAGUCACUUGGAGGGGAGUUUUAAAAGG
Chara braunii is the source of this 3879-nucleotide messenger RNA. Lineage: Eukaryota; Viridiplantae; Streptophyta; Charophyceae; Charales; Characeae. The record is from the annotation of a GenBank genome assembly.